GUAUUCUGUUCAUAAGACAAAAUGGCGUCUGUGGCAGAGCCCCUCACUUUGGAGAAAGAUAUCAACAGAGCGAUUGAACUUCUGGAUGUAUUGCAAAGGAGUGGGGAGUUCCCUGCACAGAAGCUGGUGGCUCUACAGAAGAUUCUUCAGAGUGAUUUCCUGACAGCCGUCAGGGAGGUGUACGAGAAUGUGUACGAGACAGUCGACAUGUCUGGCAGUCCAGAGAUCAGGGCUAAUGCUACAGCUAAGGCAACUGUAGCUGCGUUUGCCGCUAGUGAGGGUCACGCUCACCCCAGGGUCGUGCUUCUCCCCAAGACAGAGGAGGGCUUGGGCUUCAAUGUGAUGGGGGGCAAGGAGCAGAACUCGCCCAUCUACAUCUCACGCAUCAUUCCAGGGGGUGUGGCAGACAGGCACCAGGGGCUCAAGCGUGGCGAUCAGCUGCUCUCGGUCAAUGGAGUGAGUGUGGAGGGAGAGCACCACGAGAAGGCCGUGGAACUCUUGAAGGAAGCUUCAGGUACUGUGAGUCUGGUUGUACGCUACACCCCACGAGUGCUGGAUGAAAUGGAGGCCAGGUUUGACAAGCAGCGUGCAAGACGACGACAGACUCCUUGAAAACACCAGCAUCCAGCGCCUUGUACAUCAGUGAUAGUAGCCAUUGUGUAGGAUCAUUGUGUUGUAUCUGUAUAUCCCGCACCACAUCAAGCAAUGAAAUUGUAGACAAGUUGUAUAUAUCAGCCAUAUGUAUAAUCGUAUUCAAAUAUGUGUCGUACUGCUGAUCAAAAGAUAAGAAACAGCCAAUAUGGCCAAUUAUAGUUUAGUGUUAAUUUGUAGACACAUUAAGCCUGGAACAUGACACCGGAUGUUUAAUACUAAAAAGGUGUUGGUACAAGCCAGGGAGACUGAAAACAGUGGAGAUUGCAAAGAAAACUGUAUGUAACCCAAGGUUUUCAAUAAAUGGUUUAUUGUAAUUUAGGAUUGCCUUUGGUAUUGUCCCAAGCAAGAAGACAUUACAAAAGUUAUCAGCUUUCCCUUUCAAUCGAUGUGUGGAGCAGUUUGUCAGUUCUGCUGGAUAUAAUGUUCGUCUUAUUUGAAACUGAAAUUUUUAUGUGUCUACAUAGAUUUUGGAUACCCAAGACUUCAUCAGCAUAUAUAUUCUUUUUCAAUUUGCAGCUUUUUUAUGCAAUAAAGACAUUGUGACCGUC
Messenger RNA from Haliotis rufescens (red abalone), 1202 nucleotides. Its product is annotated as protein lin-7 homolog C-like. Gene Ontology annotation, biological process: protein localization to basolateral plasma membrane; neurotransmitter secretion; maintenance of epithelial cell apical/basal polarity. Gene Ontology annotation, cellular component: basolateral plasma membrane; cell-cell junction; synapse. The transcript has 6 exons. The record is from RefSeq and is a predicted model, not a curated record. Bases 22 to 612 code for a protein of 196 amino acids. NCBI's taxonomy places the organism in Eukaryota, Metazoa, Mollusca, Gastropoda, Lepetellida, Haliotidae. Gene Ontology annotation, molecular function: protein binding.